This is a messenger RNA of Pecten maximus, 10390 nucleotides long. Its product is annotated as sodium/hydrogen exchanger 7-like. NCBI's taxonomy places the organism in Eukaryota, Metazoa, Mollusca, Bivalvia, Pectinida, Pectinidae. Gene Ontology annotation, cellular component: membrane; recycling endosome. Gene Ontology annotation, molecular function: sodium:proton antiporter activity. Gene Ontology annotation, biological process: proton transmembrane transport; sodium ion transport; regulation of pH. The record is from RefSeq and is a predicted model, not a curated record.
GUUUCCAACAUGGCGGCCUGAGCCCAAUGUCAACAUGACGUGUAUUAAUGUUUUUGCAAUGCUAGCUUGUUAGUUAAUCGCUUCGGUAUUUGACGCAGCAGGAACCUUUCCAACAAAGAUGUCGGUUGCAUUGGAGGAGGAGGAGCAGGUGCUCACCGUGCACAAGACUGAUAGCGCCACUAUUUUAAUCCUGCUUGGGAUCCUUCUGUUGACCAUCUUAACAAUCUGGCUCUUCAAACAUCGUCGGCUACGCUUCGUGCACGAAUCAGGCCUGUCCAUGAUCUACGGAAUGAUCGUUGGCAUGGUAAUCCGUUACGGGAGUUCAGCAAGUACAGAGACCCCAGAAGUUAUGCUUACAGGAAAUCAGACGUUUUAUGCAUUUCAGCCACCCUCAUCUCUGAUCCUAAACUUGGGCUCGGAAGAAAAUGCAACAGAUAAACCACACUCUCUCAAGUACAACCUCUGGGGAAUGGUCAAUGAAAAUGACCAAAUGGCCCCCAUUGUUAGGGCGGUCACAUUUGAUCCGGAAUUCUUUUUCAACAUUAUGCUGCCUUUCAUUAUCUUUGAAGCAGGAUACAGUAUGAAACGGAGGCAUUUUUUCCGAAACUUUGGAGCCAUUAUUGCAUAUGCCUUCAUAGGAACAACAAUAUCCUGUUGUGUGGUAGGGGGGAUUAUGUACGGAUUGACAAGGCUGAUGGAUAUUACUUUUAGUUUGAAUGAUUGUUUUUUCUUUGGAGCGAUAAUCUCGGCUACGGAUCCAGUGACUGUGCUAGCCAUCUUUAGUGAUCUGAAGGUGGAUGUGGACUUGUUCGCCUUUGUGUUUGGGGAGAGUGUUCUCAACGAUGCGGUGGCUAUUGUCUUGUCAGAAUCUGUGGAGACAUAUGGACAGUAUGCCAGCACCGGUUUUAGUGCCAAUGCUUUUUUCAAAUCCCUAGGGAGCUUUAUGGGAAUAUUUGCUGGAGCGUUUGCCAUUGGUUCUUUUAUAGGUUGUCUCACGGCUGUCAUUACUAAAUUCACGAAGAUCCGGGACUUCCCGUUGUUGGAGACAGCCCUUUUCUUCCUCAUGUCAUACAGUACAUUCCAGGCUGCUGAGGCUGCAGGACUCACAGGAAUUGUAGCGGUCCUGUUCUGUGGAAUCACGCAGGCCCAUUAUACCUUUAACAACUUAUCUGUGGAGUCAAAACAGAGAACAAAACAGUUAUUUGAGCUGACAAACUUCCUGGCAGAAAACUUUGUUUUUCUCUAUGUGGGCGUGUCUAUAUUCACAUUCCACGCCCAGAAGUGGCACGCAGGCUUCAUCCUCUCAACAUUCCUUGCUAUCAUUGUAGCGAGGUUCUGUAAUAUCUAUCCAUUGUCACUAUUGCUCAAUCUUGGCCGUCGGAAAAAAAUCAAAAGUUCCUUCAUGAAUAUGAUGAUGUUUUCCGGUUUACGAGGGGCCAUAGCAUUUGCUCUCUCCAUCCGGAACACUUCGUCUGAAGCUAGGAGACUGAUGGUGUCCUCCACCAUGAUGGUUGUCCUGGUUACCGUCAUUAUCUGUGGCGGGUUUACCACACCUAUGCUGCAGUGGCUGCAAAUAAGGGUCGGAGUUGAAGAGGACCAGGAAACCACCGACGGUUCCAGCAUUAGAACAGCUUCGUCCCGCCAACGUCAGUACAGCUCUAUGGAGAGUCCUGUAGCAGAGACGCCCACCUUCUCAAACGAUCUGGAGGAAUACUUAGAUGAAAGUAGCAUGCCAGAACAGCCAGAAUCCCCCCUACUGGAGGGUGGAUCUACAGUCGAGAUCACUCAGCUCAGAAAACCACGUGACGCCAAAGCCUGGUUAGUGGCUCAGUGGCAUAGCUUUGAUGUCAGAUUUAUGAAGCCAUUUCUGACACACUGUCGCCCCACAUUAAUGGAAACAUCACCAGCCUGUUGUAUGCCAUUGGCACGUCUUCUUACCACAGACGAGCAGCUACAGGGGAGCGACCCGUCCAAGGAUGCAGACUCCGAUAUAGAUAUGAUUAUAGACCACCGGGAACUCUCCAUUGGGGAAGAUUCAAUUAGUACUGUUUCUCAGACACAACCUUACACCAGUACGGAGCCGGUAUCACAGGGCUACAGGGAUGAUAGUGCGUCGGGUGACCUUGGUAUGGGACAGAGGGAGGACCACCUUAACAUAAGGGUCAACUUACCAGGGCCGCAGGGGCACAGAGUCUGACCUUUAAUAUUGCAGAUCAGAAACAUUUAGAGGAAAUAGCCUUCAAAACUGGGGUCACCUGGUGUGUGACCUUUUGAUUCAUGAUUGUGAUAUUGUAAGCUGGUGUCAGUGGUAUGUGUGAUUAUGAUAUGAACUGCUUUAGUGAGGAAAAGAAGAAAAACAUCAAAUUUUGAAGACACACUCAUAAUAUGUGACCAAUAUAGCUUUGAUUGUGACCUAAAAGGCUCAGGUCAGAGUGACCCUUUGACCUUGAUUGUGACCUUGGAAUUUGGGGCCAGUGUGACCCUUUUACCUUUAACAACAUUAGUGAAAAGCUUGGACCACAAUGUGUGUGACAUUUGAACUUUUAAUGUAAGAAUGGAACCUGGGGCCAAAGUGACCCUUUGACCCUGAAUGUGACCUUUGAACCUGGGGCCAGUGUGACCCCUUUGACUUAUGAUUUUGAGAUUGGAUGCUGCGAACAAAAAAAAUGUUUGAACUUUGACCUGUGAAUGUACAUGUAAGAGUGUGCGUUGGGGCCACACUAUAACCCUUUGACUUAAGAUUUUGGUGCUUGGGUCACUGUAUUUGUGACCUUUGACAUUGAAAGCUGAUGCUAUAUUGGUGUGUGUGACCUUUAACCUUUGAUUUUGAACUUGGAAGAUGACUCGGAAGACAAGAUACUGUCAAGUUAAUCAGUGUUGAUAAAAUGUUUGAAUUCUAUAGCUUAUAUGUCAUAACAUGUCCUGACUGUUUGCUUGUGUCAGGAAUCACAAAGCAUUGAUGUCUAAGCAGGGCAGUGCGGAUACUUUCCGUGCAACCCUUGGAUCUUUCAUGUGACCUUUGAACUCCAUGAGGUCACUUUGUAUGAACCACAGCCAAGGAGCAGGUGACCUUUGACCUCCAGUGUGAAUUUCGGUAUGCUGUAAAAAUGAUGUAAUGUAAAUGAUUUGGGGCCAUGGGUCUUAAAUGAUGAUAUUUUACAAUAAUCAAAGAUUAUGAUGUGAAAGCUGUAACAGUGUAUAUAAUUAUAUUUAUGUAUACACAUUUUGUGUGAGCUUAAUAUGCUUAUGAGCAUCAUGAUAUUACCCAUAUAUGUGCGAGCAUUUCUUUCAUAAUGAUGAAAUUUACCUCCUUUUUCACCAUUGUUAUCAGUGAAAUCUGAAGGUUCUUACGGUCUCUUCAAGCUUUUCUCAGAAUAGAAAUAUUUUCAUUUCCUAGAAUCACACUUUACCAUUUGUCUACAUGAAGUCAAAACAAUGGAGUCAAAAAUCAAUGGCCCCUGUUUUGGAAGUCCUUAAUAUCACACAGUUUCACCUGAAGCAGCUUUCCACACUUUUUUCUUCCAUGUACACGUAUAGGUAUUUAUUAGUUGACAUUAAAAGGAUUAGAUUUUAUUAACACAUAAUUAUGUAUAACACUCCUAAAUGAAUUGUUCAAACAAUGAAGUUUUAACAUAUUCGAAUAAGUAUUUUAUAUAAAAUUUAGACUCUUUAAGUUUGCUUUCAUUUUAAAGCUGGAAUUCUAAAAUUUAUGUCUUUCCACUUUCAAAUUAUUGAAAAUAUAUUCAAUUACAUUUUAUUUUUAAACGUUGAUCAUGACAAUUAUUCAACUUAAAUUUGCAAAUUUAAUAAAAAUGAAAAUUAUUAUGAUUUGAAUAACUUCUAUAUAAUCAAAAAGUCUGUAGUAUACAUAUUAGAUACAUGCAUUGUGUUUGUAAAUGUACGUGGAUCCUGAGAUCUGAAUGUUGUGCCAAGUCCCUGAGGCCAAGUAUAAUAAUUAUUCUACAUCCCUAAUGAGGGGUUCAAUGCAUCUCUUUAAAUCCACUACAGUCAGAUUGACAUUUAUAAUUGUAAUAUCGUAUCAACCCAGUAGUAUGUAUAGGCCUGAAGAUUUUUAAUUGUAUUGAUUCAGAAACAAAUAUUGUUUAAAACUGAAAAACUCUGGAAACAAAAUAUAUCAAAAUACGUUAUAACUGGUUUUAACCAGUAAUAAUUUUGCUUUUUAAGUAAAACAAUAUUGUAUGAAAUGUGAAUAGGUAACAUGGCCAAAAUAAUAUUGUAAACCUGAAUUAAUCAUAAAACAUUAAUGAAAGUAAAACUGUUUUGUGAAGUCCACUAACUGUGUAAAAAAAAAAAAAAUUAAAUGGUGAAAAGAAAAUGUACAAAAUGUAUAAUCAUGCCAUUUUCGUAACCAACAUUAACAGACUUUUUUAUGCGAACAUUAAAGUUUGUGUAUUUUAAUUAUUGACAUUUUUCAUACCCAACAUUAACACGGACCAUUUUGAAUUAUUUUCAUUUUUCCCAACCAACAUUAAUAUUAGGGACAAUUUUGAAUUAUUGUCAUUUUUCGUAACCAACACUAACACAGACUAUUUUAAAUUAUUGUCAUUUUUCAUAACUAACAUUAACACGAAUGAUUUUAAGUUAUUGUCAUUUUUGAGAGUUUUGUGUAGUUUCAGACCAUGUUUAUCCAAGGGAGGUAAUAACGACUCAGAUUUUCCUCCGUCAAAUUCUGAAUUUAAUGACAUUGUUCUCAAAAACAAUAUCAGUUCCUUUUGUACAUGUAUCUAACCAAUUUGAAGAUAACAAUAUUAUGUUUGUGUGAAACAAUUUAGAGUUGAUGGGUUUUUUUAUCAAUAAAGUGAUAAAUUAAGUUUUUUGUCAAUUUAUCUACAAUAUUGUGAUAAAUAUUUCUGUGAGUGGCAAAGGAAUGUAUAUGUUUUAAUUUGUUGGCUAAAGGUGUAUUUAUAUGUAGAAUAUUAUAUUUGAUUAUCUAUCUACAGACUAACAUGAGAAAACCUGUGUAGUUACAGCCAUCCUCUCAAAUUCUCAACACAAUGUUAUCAAAAAUAAUAAUUAUAAUGAAAUGUUAAAGUAUUUUUCAGUUGUUACAAUUAUUAUUUUCAUUAUUAUGUUUUCAGAAUUUUAAAAAGCUAAGUAAUACUUAACAGGACAUUCAGAUGGUGUGCCCAUAUUUAUCAUUGAUGACAAGUCUGCUAUUUGUAGAUGAAUUUGUCCAUAUUGGACUAUUUGACAAGCCGUAGGUCUACAAAGCAGAAAAUUUCUCCAUUAAAAACACUGCCAACAAUCUUAAGACCUUAUUAGUCUUAAAAAUCAUUUUAAAUUUGAAUAAAAUUGAAUUGAAAAUGCAAUGUAAAUUCAGGACAUACAUUGUAUACUAGCAGUGUAUUAACAUAGUAAUUAAUGUGUUUGAAAAGUGUGUUGCUUACACUUUUGUCUGCCGAAAACUUUUCAAACUGGAGAUGGGUUUAUACUUUUGUCGGUUGAAAACCUUUCAAACUGGAUGUGUGAAACUCAAAUUUGAGUUGUGUUGUUUAUAAGAAAAAGUUUUUGGAUUAUUUCUUGUUGUAUUCAGAUAUAUAUAUAUACAUAUAUAGCAUAAUACCUUAUGUCUAUCUUAUAUUUGUUUCUUAAUAUGUUGAAUUUGCUUAUAUCUUCAUUAUGUUUAGAAUGGCAUACACUUGGGUGUAUAUUUCUGUUGGAGUUUGACAUAAAUGAAGAUAAAUACAGGUUGAAAGUUAGCAGAUAUAUAGGAAUAAUACCGACUGCCUUGUUUUUGUAUAAUAUUUAUUUUAACAAAUUCUGCAUACUUUUUGAAUACCCAAAGAAAAUAUCUCUUAAAAAAAGCAAUAAUAUUAUUAUAUUUAUAGCUUUUAAAAUUAGGUUUUAAAUAUUCAUCUUUUUUUUCUAAAUUGAAGGUCACAAUGUCAUAUAUUCUGCAUAUACAGUGUUUUGUGUGAUGUCAUCAAAGCAACUGAAAAGAAUGAAAAUGUUAGUAGCGAAUACCUUUAGUUUCCCUAUAGAUGAAUUUGUGUUCUGUAUAGAAAUUCGGAAGGUUAUUUUGUAUUUUGAUUUAAAUGUGAUAUCAUACUGCACAUUCCGUGGCGAGUGUGUAAGAGUUGUUUUUCAGAAGUGAUAAUUCCUCUGUUUAAAUUGAUUGACCUAUCCUUCAUAAACAUUUAAUACACUACCGUCUAGAGAACACAAAACUAAUGCCUAAGUAUGAAAAUCGUAUUGUUAAAUCUUUGGAUUAAGGGGGGGAAGGAGAGUGAAUGUGAUUCAAAUUUGAUAUUGAUAUCUGAAAAUAUGUCCUGCAAAUUUAUAAAUCAAUCAUUUAAUUUGAUAUUAUUUAUGGUGCAAUGUAAAAAAAAAAAGUCAUCUUUUUUAAGGAUACUAGAUGCAUUUAAACUGUAUUUGGCAUAAUUGUCAAAUGAUUGUUUAUUUAUCAAACUAUUUAAAUAAUGCAAUGGAAAAAGUGCUACAACUUGAACUUGUUUAGUGGUGUUGUGGGAAAAUAUUUAAGAUAUGUGAAAAAAUAUUUAAAGAUAUGUGGGGAAAUAUUUAAAGAUAUGUGGGGAAAUAUUUAAAGAUAUCUAAGAUAUUGAGUAUUAAUGUCGACAAAACUUUGUAGGUGCAAAGCUAAGAAGAAACACAACAGAAAUCUUAAUUCAAAAUAGAUAGCAUUACAAUAAAAGUUUGUUUGUAGUUCUUUGGGCUUCAAUGAAUGUAUUGUGAUGCUUUUCUCUCUCAAAGGAAAAUUUGGCCUGAUACAUGUAUAUAUAUAUAUAUAUAGCAUAAAAGAAAAAGUAAUCUGUCCUUGCAAAGGUGAAUGUAUAAAAAAUAGCAAAAAAACAAGACUUUGUCGCUAGGCCUCUCUGCCCUCUCAGGCCUGAAGAAGCCCGAGAGGGCAGAAAGGCCUAGCGACAAAGUCCUGUUUUUUUGUUAUUUUUAUAUAUAUAUAUAUACUUAUUUUUAUGUAUAUAUAUAACUAAACAACAAACUUUCUAGUGCUUUCACAGCUCUUGCUGCUCUUCAGGAAAGGUUGUUUUUUUAUAUAUAUAUCUACAUGUACACAAACUCUUUUCUCGAUAUUUAUAUAUAUAUAUCUUAAAGUUUUGGACCAGAAAAGCUCCAACUAACAUAGAACCAAUAACGGCCCUACCAUACUGGGUUCCAAGAUACCUCUGGAUUCCCCGAUUAGUUAAACUAUGUCAACAUUAUGUGCAGAGGCAAAAAUGUUUGAUAAGCUUAACAUGUUUAAAAUAUUUAAACGUCGAACCACUAAACAUUGAGGAGACUGGGGACAGAUUUCUUUCUGUAUAGAUUUUAAAAAAUCUGAAAUUUCUACAAAGUUUCAUUAGAAUACGUUUUGCAUGUGAUUAAAUGUUUUUCACAUUUGCGCAUACAUAGAGUACAUGUAUAGUUAUAAAAUUACCAUGGUUACUGAAAUAUAGAUAACUCAUUCCUAUGUUUUGUACAAGUUGUAUGUAAGAACAUGGAAAGUGUAAUAUGCUUUUUAUUUGUGUAUGCAUGUGUCUGUGUGUCAGGCUUUUUCACCUCAAUAAUGCCCAUUGUUUUGUUUGUGUCGAAAACAAGGUCUGUCAAAUCUUUUUAAGCUCCCCGUAUAUUCCUAGUCAGGGACAUUUAAAUGACCUUGCUAAGACGAGUUCAAACUUUAUAGACCGUGUAAAGUAAAGUGUUUUGACAUUUUGUCAUCAAGUUUUGUUGAAUAUUCUAUUCCAUAAUCAAUGACCCUAAUUUUUACGCGGUAGCUGACAUUGUCAAAAGAAAAUAUAUAUUAUCAGAAGUUAAUCUAGGAUUUGGGGAAACUACCCAUUAUGAAAUGGGAAAUAAAUGGCUGCAGUGUCUUGAAUUAUUCUUUAAAUUUUAACAUUUUACAGCUUUUCUUUGCUAUAAUGUUUACACAUUUCAUCAAAAUUUGAGAGAUUUCCCCUGUUUUGGAGUAUUUCCCCAGUUUUAUGUGAAUUUUUCUCGAUGGGGAAUUAGUUUUUGUUCAAAGGGGAAAACACCAUCAGUGGAGAAUACUACCUAAUUUCAGUAGUUAAAUCAGUCUAGAUUAACUGAUGAUAAUAUAGCUUAAAACCACAUCAACCUCUUUUCCUUUGCAUUAUUAUCCAGAGAACAAUUUGAGAUUAAACCCUCACUUCAAUACGGGUCAUAAAGACUAUAUAUCAAAAAUUGAAUCUAUGGAAUGUUACCCCGAUGAAACUAAAAAAAAUGACAUCAACGCUUAUAAUUAAUUUUUGAAAAUGAUUUUCUAAUUUAAAACAUGUUUUAUGUACAAUUUUACUGGUUUUAAAUGGGAUUCUUUUUUCAAAGCAAUACGCAACGUCAAUUGUCGUAUUAUGACGUCACAUUUUUCGCGCCAUUCUCGGAAUUUCUUUCAUAGAAGAAUGAAAAGAAUUUUUCGACCUAUCACAUUUGAGUAUUUACCAUGAAAAAAAAAAAAAAUGAUUAUUUGGUUAUGUGGCAGAGAUACCGACAUUUAAACUUACAGAACAUUGGUACCUCAAAUCAUGCUGUUUUGAUUUUGUUUUCAUACUAUCUGAUAUGCCUUCUUCAAAAUACUUGUAAAUACUAAAAAAGCUUUUUGACUCCAUAUUGUUUUACAUUAAGGGGUAAUAAAAACGUUCAAUGUUAAAAGUGCUACUUGAUUUUUGCCUGGUGGUUUAGGGAGCGGGAUAUAGCAAAGCGUAAAAAGUUGUUUCCAUGGAACAUGAACUACAUUGCACAGGAACUUGUCACAAAUUUCCCAACCCAUGUUCCAUAUAUACAUGUAUGUAUUAACAGUAUCUAGUACAUAUAUUGACCAUGGGUUGGAAAUCGAGCCAAAUCCCUGUGUUAUGCAUGUAAUAUAAAUGUGGUUGUAUUUUUUCUGAUACUCUCUGAUGAUAUCAUGAUCUAUAUUGGAUGUCCUCACAGCCUAUACAUGUACGGAAUACUUACAUUAUAUCUCUUUGUUUGUUAUUUUGACUUUCGUUUUUUUAGUCUCAUUACAUGUACUCAGAAAGACUCUACAGAGAAAUUUGGAGACAUUUCCGUCAUAUACGAGAUAUUUUACACUUUUCAACUCACAAGAUUUUUAUGCUGAUAUUGUUUCAUGAAAUUAUACAUCUCAAAACAAACAGUUAUUCAGUUUUGUUCAGAGAACCCCGUGAAUGUAGUUAGAGAAAUGUAUGGGACCGAAACGCACGAUAAAAUCACUUAUUGUCCCGGUAGUGAAAAAAACACUCCAAACUUUCUGUAUGAUUUCUCUAAGUAUGGUUUUAUAAUCACUGAGUUUAAUCAUCAUUUUAUAGUGUGUUUGCCUUCUCUUAGAAUGUUAAGAGGAAUGACAGUGUGGAAGUUUUGUCCUUGGAAGUUUGGUGUGGUUAUGAUAUCUUAAUAAUAUACAUAAAAUACCUAGUUUUCAUUCGCAGACCUUCCAUAUGCAUUAAUUUGGUAUAUGAUGUUCAUUGCAGUAUUUAACUUCCAUAAAGUUGUACUUAUUUUCUCAAUAUGUUAAAAACAAUAGUUUUCAAAAAUGUUUUUUGCAGAUUUUACAUGUAGAGUGUUAUUCGUAUUAUAUUGAAUUUUUCCUGGAAAGAUUUAUAAACAAAUUGAGAAAAUUUAAUGGUCAAUUGCAAAAUGGAAACAGCCAUAAUUUCCUAGUCUUAGGAACGGAAUAUAUUUAGUUUAGCUCCAUUAGAUUAAGUAGAAUUCAAAAUAAGUAACGAUUAACAACAUCGGAUAAUGUUAAGUCGAAGAACUUGACAGUGGUGCUUAGGACCCAAAUUGUGAAAAUCUAGUAUGGAAGUUUCGGACAAAAACUUCAAAUAUGGCACCGAUUCCCUACUUUCGGAAACUGCUCUGUGAAAGUAACAGAGAAGAGAGGUGUUGACACAUUUUCUUAGAACAUUAUCCUUACUUUUGCUUUGCUGAUUUCCCAUAAAUCCAAAAGUUUUGACAGAUUUUGUCUCCAACAUUUUAUUCAAUUGAAAAAAAAUGUGUCACCGCGAUAUACUAACACUAUUAUUCAUUUUCUACAAAUUUUAAUCUUAUUUAAAAAAGUGGUGUUUUUUUGUGUUUUUUUUUUUUUGUAAUUUUGCAUACCGAUUUCUUUGCCGGUAGACGUUGUUCAUUAUGUUCGCGAGUACGUGUAGUAAUAUUGCCUUCAUAUAUGACUUAUAAAUCCUUAUAUACAGCAAACCCGAACUCCGUUACCAUGGCCUAUUGCAUGCGACUCCAGACUAAUACACCAAGGCUGAAUUACCUCCCCUUGAGUAUAAUGAUACCAGGUAUUUCACUCUUUCCUCUCACACAUACUGUAGAACGCGUGUUCACUGGAUUUGUCCUCUAUUUAUACCUGUGUUGAAAUACUGAAUUGCUAAUAAAUGGAUGAACAAAUGAG